This is a messenger RNA of Emiliania huxleyi CCMP1516, 2106 nucleotides long. RefSeq lists its product as hypothetical. NCBI's taxonomy places the organism in Eukaryota, Haptophyta, Isochrysidales, Noelaerhabdaceae. Gene Ontology annotation, molecular function: catalytic activity. The coding region runs from base 22 to 2106 and encodes 694 amino acids. The transcript is spliced from 8 exons. The record is from RefSeq and is a predicted model, not a curated record.
GCAGCAUACACACACACAUACAUGCCAAGCGCCCCUUCCACCAUCGCCGCCGCCGCCGUCGCCGCCUCCGCCGCUGCCGCCGCCGCUGCCAUCGUACUUGCCCACCACAUCCGCCGCCGCCGCCGUGCCUGCGAGGCCGAGGUGGCCCUCGACGCGCUCUGGCGUUCGCCGGCAGCCGCCGUGGUUCAGCAGCUCGAGUGCGGCCAAGUCACGCCGGCGAAACUCAUCGACGUCGCCGUGCGACGGAUCGCCGCCACCAACGCUGCCACCAACGCGGUCGUCACGCUCUGCGAGGAGCGGGCACGCGCGCGUGCGGCAAGCUUUGCACAGAGCGGCGGCGCGCCGGGCCCGCUCUUCGGCCUGCCCGUCCUCGUCAAGGACAACCAGGCCGUCGCAGGCGUCCGCUGCACCGCCGGCGCGCCGAUGCACGCGACGCGGAUCGCGGCCACCACUCACCCUCUCGUCGAGGCGCUCGAGGCGGCGGGCGGGGUCGUCCUCGGCGUCACAAACAUGCCGGAGCACGCGGCCGGCUCGCACACCUUCAACCCCGUCUUUGGCGCCACACACAACCCGCACGACCUCGGCCGGACGGCCGGAGGAUCGACGGGCGGCGGCGCGGCGGCGCUCGCGUCGGGCGCCGCAUGGCUGGCAACCGGAAGCGACCUGGGCGGCUCGCUGCGCAACCCCGCCGCGUUUUGCAGCGUCGUCGGCCUGCGCCCGUCGCCAGGCCGCUGCCCGCAGUCCGAUGCGGCGCCGACAGCGUGGCGCGGCCGGUUCGUGCCGCCCGCGGCGGGCUGGGAGCCGCUGGCCUGCCCGCCGCUGCCUCAGCCGCCUCGGCGCGGCUACCUGCACCACGUCGCCUACUCGGUCGACCUCGGAGGCCUGCUGCGCGGGGUACACCCGGCGGUCGCCGCCGCCGUCCGCCGCUCCGCCGCCCUCCUCGGCCGGGCUCGGCCCGGACGGCGGUCGGCGGCGGAGACGCGGCUGACCGAAGCCUUCCCCGAGGGCCUCGAGGCGGCGGCGGACGUCUUCCGAACGCUCCGCGCGUCGCGCCAGCAGUGCGCUUCGGUGCCUGCGCUGAGCGGCGGCGGCGCCCGACCGCCGCAGGACGGCAUCGCAGGCGGCCCCUCCGCAUCGCGCUCCUUCCUUGACCUCCACAGCGGCACCACCAAGCCGGAGGCGGUCGCCGCGGCGGAACGAGCGCGGCAGCGGAUGCACGCGGCGGCGCUCGCCUUUCUGCGGGAGCACGACCUGCUCGUCUGCCCCUGCACGCUGAUGCCGCCCUUUCGCGGCGAGCUGCGGUACCCCGCGGCCCUCGGCGGGGUGGGCGGCGGGGGCGAGGCCCCGCCCCUCGGCUUGGGCGGGGCGGGCGGCGAGGGCGAGGCGGUCUCCUUUGCAGACUACAUCGAGUGGAUGCUCCCCUGCUCGGUCAUCUCGCUCACCGGCCUGCCCUGCCUCGCCCUCCCUGCCGGCAGCACCGCCGACGGCGCACGCCACCUGGUCGGCCAGCCGGGCGGCGAGGCGGCGCUGCUCGCCGCCGGCGCCCUCCUCGAGCACGCGAUCCGGCGCGAGGACGCCGCGGCGGGCGUGGCCGGCGUGGCCGUGCAGCCGGCUCAGGGCGCGGGCGAGGGCGAGACCGAGGGCGCGGCACCAUGCGCGGCGCUCGGCGCGGGCGGGCUCGGGCCGGUGCUGCCCGUGCCGGUCGAGCCGAGGAGGCUGACUGGCGGGGAGAGGGCGUCGGAGUGGAGCGGGCCGUGCAGCGCGGAGGAGGCCGCCGCGCACUUGCGGCUGGGCGCGCAGCAGCGGGCGUCGGAGGCUGGCGCCGACGUGGGCUGCGGGAGGCCGGACGAGGGCACGACACCAAUGCACCUAGCAGCCGGAUGGCUGCACUCGGAGGCCAUCGUUGAGGCCCUGCUAGCUGCGCCAGAUGCGCAAGCGGUGGCAGAGAGUCUGAGGGCCAAGCCCAACUCGGGUGGGCUGAAACAGCACACGCCGGUGUUUUGGGCGGAUCAUUACUCGCAACCGUCCACAAAGCAGAGGCUGGUUGCAUGGAUGCGGAGUGUGGGCUGGCUUUACCACGAGGAGUCGGACUCGUUCGAGCGAUAA